AUGGCGUCCGCGAGCGGCCGCGUCGACCAGUCGCCGCCGGUCACGCUCGGGUUCGCGGGAAGAAUGGUGAACGGCGGCGAGCGGCUGGACCACUACACGACGAAAGUCGGCGGCGCGCCGGACUGGCCGCCGCCGUCGUCGUCGUCGUUGUCGUCGUCGUCUCCCCACUCUCCCCCGUCUCCCCAUCCUCCGCCGCCGCCGAGCGAGAUGUUCUCGUGCGGCGUCUGCGGCGCGGUCAUGACGCUCGUCGCGCAAGCGCACGCGCCGGUGCACGUCCCCGGCGCGCCACCAUCCGCGGCGGACCGGACGCUGUACGUCUUUCACUGCUUCGACGCGAGAUGCGCUUCGGGGCGCGGCGGCGCGCACGCGCGCGGGCGGUGGCGAGCGGUGCGCGCGCAGCGCCGCGUCGAGUGCGCGGCGGAGAUCGCGAUGGUCGCGGCGGCGGAGACGGCGACGGCGGCGGCGGCGGCGGCGACGGCGACGACGGCGGCGGCGGCGGCGGCGACGGACGACGACUGGGGCGCGGCGGGCGCGGACGAUUGGGGCGGCGGCGGCGGCGGGAAGGACGACCCCGCGGACGAGGAGAUGGACGCUCUCGCGAAAGCGCUCGACGCCGCCGCGUCGCUCGCCGCGUCCGAGCCGUCGUCGUCCAAGGGACCCAAGGGACCCAAGGGAAAGGACGAAAAGGACGACCGCGACGGCGACCGCGCCGCCGACGUCGACGAAGGGCUCCUCGCGACGGCGGCGCGCGCGCGUCGGGCGUGGCCCGCGGCGACGCUGCCGGAGUUUUACGUCGUCGCGGACCGAGAGCCGGACGCGCGCGCGGCGAGCGCGAUGACCGAGCGCGAGCGCGCGGACACGGAGCGCCUGCUCGCGUCCUACGCCGCCGCGGAGGGCAUCGCCGCGAGCUCGGACGCGGCGGCGGCGGCGGCGGCGGCGGCGGCGACCAAAGACUGGAGCGGCGAGGCAUACGAGAACGGCGCGAACUCGAGCGGGCUGGACAAGAAGUAUCUCAAGUUCAGCAAGCGCCUUCGACGCGCGCCGGAGCAGUGCUUCCGGUACGCGCCGCCGGCGCACGGCGGCCCGGGCGAGAACGCGUGUCUGUGGCCGACGGACGGCGCCGCGCCGGAGACGCGCGCGACGCGGUGCGAACGCUGCGGCGGCGCGCGCGUCUGCGAGCUGCAGCUCAUGCCGCCGCUGCUGCACUUCGUCUCCGAAGCCGCGGCGUGGAGCGCCGAGGGAGCGGGAGGGGCGGGGGCGGGGACGGGGCGCGAGGUGCCGUCGGACGCGAUAGACGCGUGGGACUGGCAGACGGUGGCCGCCUUCGCGUGCGCGCGCGCGUGCGACGACGACGGCGGCGGCGGCGGCGGCGGCGGAGUGACGUACGCGGAGGAGUGGGUGGACGUCGCGGAGGGCGACGGCGGCGUCGGCGCGCUUCUGGGGUUCGUGCCCACGGCGGAGAUGGAGGAGGCGCUCGCGCCCGCGCCCGCGCAGGAGUGUUCGUAG
Molecule: messenger RNA, 1506 nt
Organism: Micromonas pusilla CCMP1545
Lineage: Eukaryota; Viridiplantae; Chlorophyta; Mamiellophyceae; Mamiellales; Mamiellaceae
Exons: 1
Coding region: 1-1506 (501 amino acids)
Cellular component (GO): cytoplasm
Source: RefSeq, a predicted model, not a curated record